AUGAAAGUACCUUCGGUAAACGUUCCAAACGUCAAACUACCAAAACUAAAAGCUCCAAACGUAAAGCAAACCAUCACAAAGGAGUAUUGGUCAAACGUCUUUGACGAUUUCAAACUAGAUGAUCAGCCAAGUUCCAAAGAUCGUAAAAACCUCUCCACCACUUCCCAACAAGAAUUGAAAAAUGGGGAAAUCUAUUCCUUGCAAUCCAAUUUGGAUUUCCAAGACGGUACGAAUCAUUUCGAUAACGAAACUCAAAUCGAUAUCGUCUCUCCAGAUUAUAAAAAUGAAAAUAUCAACGUAGACGAAGAUAAGCUGCCCUUUAGUGAUGACAUCAGAGACGUCAAAGAUCGUUCCGAUUUCUCCUCCUCCUUCGUCUCUUCAGCUCGUGAUAAAGAUGAAGAAACUCUGUUGGCCACCGACAUGAACAAAGAUCUUUCCGUAAGACACUUGUUGACGUUGGCCGUCGGUGGUGCUAUCGGUACAGGUCUUUUCGUCAAUUCAGGUUCUUCUUUAAAUACCGGUGGUCCAGCUUCAUUGGUCAUUGGUUGGGUUAUUGUUUCCACUGCUUUAUUCACAGUCAUAAACUCUCUUGGUGAAUUGGCAGCAGCUUUCCCCGUCGUCGGUGGGUUUAGUGUUUAUAUGGAUAAAUUCGUAGACCCUUCAUUUGCAUUUGCAGUCAAUUUAAAUUAUCUUUUACAAUGGUUGGUUCUUUUACCGCUAGAAUUGGUUGCUGCCUCCAUCACCAUCAGAUAUUGGAAUUCCUCUAUAAAUAGUGACGCCUGGGUUUCCAUCUUCUAUGUCGCCAUCGGUCUUGCCAAUAUGUUGGAUGUCAAAUCCUUUGGUGAAACUGAAUUCGUUCUUUCUCUGGUCAAAAUCUUGGCCAUCAUCGGGUUCUUUAUCUUGGGGAUCGUUCUAGAUUGUGGUGGUGGUCCAUCUCAUGAAUAUAUUGGUGGUAAAUAUUGGCAUGAUCCAGGUGCCUUUGUAGGUACCACUUCAGGUUCCAAAUUCAAAGGUUUAUGUUCAGUCUUUGUCACUGCUGCUUUCUCCUUCUCAGGUAUCGAAAUGACUGCUGUUUCUGCUGCUGAAUCAAGAAAUCCAAGAGAAACUAUCCCCAAAGCUGCAAAGAGAACUUUCUGGUUGAUCACUGGUUCUUACGUCAGUAUCUUGACUUUAGUCGGUUGUCUGGUACCAUACAACGAUCCAAGAUUGAUGAAUGGGUCCAGUUCCGUCGAUGCUGCUUCUUCUCCAUUAGUCAUUGCCAUCGAAAAUGGUCACAUCCAUGGUCUACCAUCUCUAAUGAAUGCCAUCAUCUUAAUUGCCAUCUUAUCUGUCGCUAAUAGUUCGGUCUAUGCUUGUUCAAGAUGUAUGGUCUCCAUGUCCAAGAUUGAAACUUUACCAAAAGUGUUUGCUAAAGUCGAUAGAAGAGGUAGACCAAUCCCAGCCAUUUGCUUUGUCUUAUUCUUUGGUCUAUUAUCCUUUGUUGCUGCAAGUGAUAAACAAGCUGAAGUCUUUACUUGGUUAAGUGCUUUAUCUGGGUUAUCCACCAUCUUCUGUUGGAUGGGUAUCAACCUUUGUCACAUUAGAUUCCGUCAAGGUAUGCACGUACAACAAAUCUCCUUGGAUGAAUUGCCAUUCUUAUCCCAAACUGGUAUUUGGGGGUCCAUCUACGGUAUCGUCAUCUUAUUCCUAGUCCUUGUUGCUUCCUUCUGGACCUCUUUGUUCCCAGUGGGUAGUUCAAAGGCAAACGCCACUUCGUUUUUCGAAGGUUAUUUAUCUUUCCCAAUCUUAUUAGGUUGUUAUAUUGCUCACAAGGUUUAUUUCAAAAAUUGGAGAUGGUAUAUUCCUGCAAGUAAAAUGGAUUUACAUUCCGGUAGAAAACAAGUCGAUUUAGAAGUCGUAAGAGAGGAAUUAAGAUUGGAAAAGGAACAUUUGGCUCAAAGGUCAUUUUUCUACAGAUUUUUGCAUGUAUGGUGUUGA
Molecule: messenger RNA, 1977 nt
Organism: Henningerozyma blattae CBS 6284
Lineage: Eukaryota; Fungi; Ascomycota; Saccharomycetes; Saccharomycetales; Saccharomycetaceae
Gene: HIP1
Product: histidine permease
Exons: 1
Coding region: 1-1977 (658 amino acids)
Biological process (GO): amino acid transmembrane transport
Cellular component (GO): membrane
Molecular function (GO): amino acid transmembrane transporter activity
Source: RefSeq, a predicted model, not a curated record